GUGCAGGAGUGUCGCUGCCUCAGCAGGCUUUAAGUAACGCAGAAGAGGCUGAAACAAGUUUCUCUUCUUUUCUCUCAUUUCAGGAAGGCGCCGUGAGAACCACAGCUACACCGAGCACAGAUUUUUUUUUUUUCUUCUUAAAACAUCGUUUCAUCCAACAGCAUCCAGGAUAAAAAAAAAUAUAUAGAAUAAAAAAACAAAAAUGCCGAAAGCGGUCAGUGUUCGGGUCACCACCGUGGAUGCUGAGCUGGAGUUUGCCGUCCAGCCCAACACCAUCGGCAAGCAGCUCUUUGACCAGGUGGUAAAAACUAUUGGUUUACGUGAGAUCUGGUACUUUGGACUGCAGUACGUCGACACCAAAGGUUUAUCCUCUUGGCUAAAACUGGAAAAAAAGGUUUCACAUCAGGACGUGAAGAAAGAGAACCCGCUACAGUUCAAGUUUCGGGCCAAGUUCUUCCCAGAGGAUGUUUCUGAAGAGCUGAUCCAGGAAACCACCCAGAAGUUCUUCUUCCUGCAGGUGAAAGACGGCAUCUUAGCUGACGAAGUCUACUGUCCGCCAGAGACGGCGGUGCUGCUGGCCUCCUACGCCGUUCAGGCCAAGUUUGGCGACUACAACAAAGAAAUCCACCGGCCUGGAUAUCUGCUGUCAGAACGGCUGCUGCCCCAAAGAGUCAUGGAGCAGCACAAACUCUCCAAAGAACAGUGGGAAGAGAGGAUCCAGGUGUGGCACGAGGAGCACUCUGGGAUGCUGAAGGAGGAUGCCAUGAUGGAGUACCUGAAGAUCUCCCAGGAUCUGGAAAUGUAUGGAGUCAACUACUUUGACAUAAAGAAUAAGAAGGGAACAGAGCUGCGGCUGGGAGUGGACGCGCUCGGACUCAACAUUUAUGAGAAAGACGACAAAUUGACCCCAAAGAUCGGCUUCCCCUGGAGUGAGAUCAGGAACAUUUCCUUCAACGAUAAGAAGUUCAUCAUCAAGCCUAUUGACAAAAAGUCUCCAGACUUUGUCUUUUACGCACCGAGGUUGAGGAUCAACAAGCGCAUCCUGCACCUGUGUAUGGGCAACCAUGAGCUGUACAUGCGUCGCCGCAAACCAGACACGAUUGAGGUUCAGCAAAUGAAGGCCCAGGCCAGAGAGGAGAAGCAGCAGAAACAGAUUGAGAGGGCCCACCUGGAAAAUGAGAAGAAGAAGAGAGAGGCCAUCGAGAAGGAGAAGGAGCAGAUGGAGCAGGAGAAGCAGGAUCUCAUGCUGAGGCUUUACCAGUUCGAGGAGAAAACCAAGAAGGCAGAGAAAGAGUUGCAGGAUCAGCUGCAGAGAGCCAUGAUGCUGGAGCAGGAGAGGAGGAGGGCAGCGGAGGAGGCCGCUCGUCUGGAGGUGGAGCGUCAGGCAGCUCUGCUGGCUAAAGAGGAGCUGGCCCGCCAGGCGGAGAGUCAGAAGAAGACUCAUGAGCAGCUGGCGUCGGAGCUGGCGGAGCACUCGGCCAAGAUCGCGCUGCUUGAGGAGGCGAGGAGAUGCAAAGAGGAGGAGGCUCAAACAUGGCAGCAGAGGGCUCAAGAGGCUCAGGACGAUCUGGUCAGGACCAAGGAGGAGCUGAACAUGGCGAUUCCGGUGCUCCCGCCGCCUCCACCCCCGCUCAUGUACGACCACAUGGACGACAGCAGCGACAGCGAAGAGAACAAUAACACGCACAGCGCCGACCUGCAAGUAGAUGACUUCCACGACCACCGCAAAGAGGAGGAGCGCCUGACGGAGGCGGAGAAAAACGAGCGCGUCCAGAAGCAGCUGAAGGCCCUGACCUCGGAGCUGGCUCAGGCACGUGACGAGACCAAGAACACCCAGAACGACAUCCUCCACAGCGAGAAUGUGCGGGCCGGCCGAGACAAAUACAAGACCCUGCGACAGAUCCGGCAGGGCAACACCAAGCAGAGGAUCGACGAGUUCGAAGCCUUAUAGGAAGCCGUCGACGCUUUGCGGCGCUCCCCUUUCUGACUGGUCUCUACGCCUCGCUCGUCUGCAGACACAAGCUCACACUUAUCCAAAGACACGUUGACCAACACGCUGUUGGUUAAACCCGGAGCACCGUAGAAGCAGAACUGAACUCUUUGAGGUCACAGGAUUCAGGGCUUAAAAAAAAAACGUAGUGCCAAAACCAUCUGUCCUCUUUUUAUUCUCUUUGUUUUAAAUAUUCUUUAUGGAUUUGAUUUAGUGUAUGUCUUUGGUCAGUUCGAACAAUUUGUUUUAUGCUGCAGAGGGCGUUGUCACGUUUUAUUACGACGUUAUGUAACCAAAACCUGCUUCUGCUGGUUUCUUUAGUUUUUUUUAUAGUGACCAAUCAGAAAGGGCAAGACAGUAUACGCAGGAAAAUGUACGUUUGUUUUCCGUUAUAUUUGAACACUUCCAUUUAUGUUUAUUACUGCUAUAAAGUAGAAUGAGAUCUUAGUUUGAUAUUUAUACUGUAUAUGGGACAUGA
Molecule: messenger RNA, 2468 nt
Organism: Nematolebias whitei (Rio pearlfish)
Lineage: Eukaryota; Metazoa; Chordata; Actinopteri; Cyprinodontiformes; Rivulidae
Gene: ezrb
Product: ezrin b
Exons: 13
Coding region: 203-1951 (582 amino acids)
Biological process (GO): positive regulation of early endosome to late endosome transport; positive regulation of protein localization to early endosome; regulation of cell shape
Cellular component (GO): adherens junction; plasma membrane; filopodium
Molecular function (GO): cell adhesion molecule binding; actin binding
Source: RefSeq, a predicted model, not a curated record